AUGUCGAGCUUCACGCCUCGCCGCUCUCUCGCCAGACCAAGACCUUCGAAUGGCCUUAAUACAGCUUCGAGCCCGAACCUCUCUGCCUCAUAUUCCAACCCACGCAAUGCCGGCGAAGCGUACGGCGGUAUGAGCAUGAUGAUGAACGAAGAUCCGCGUACAAAUAGGAACAACAUGGCCCCAUUCACACCAUCCCGGCCGGCCGACGCCGAAGAUCUCGACGUCGGAGACCAUGUUGAUGUUCCUGGGAACAUGCAUGGAACGGUCAAAUUCAAAGGCAGUGUGCAAGGUAAAAAGGGCAUCUUUGCGGGGGUGGAACUGAGCGAGGAGUUUGCUAAACGCGGCAAGAAUAACGGGGAUGUUGACGGUGUGUCCUACUUUGUAACUUCGAUCCCCGGAGCCGGUAUAUUCCUCCCAAUAAACAAAGCCACGAGACGUGGAACACCUCCAUCGCGCGACGAAUCUUUCCCCCUCACUCCUUCAACCCCAUCAGCUGGUGGCAGCUUCAAGGCAUCGGGCCAGGGAUCAAGCGCAUACACCCCGCCAACCCCUUCGCUGCCUAAGUUUAGCCAGUCUGUUGGUCCUGGAAGGGCACCAAGCCCUCAAUUCAAGAAGUCGCGACCAUCGCUACCUCGCCCAGAGUCGCCUUUACGAAGACCUCAGCUUACCAACAGACCAUCCAAUAUCGGAAAUCCGGCAACUCAAACCCCCUCCCGUUAUGGAAGUCCUGCUCCAGGAAAAUUCGGGCAGAGUGUGAGGGGAACAAAGGAUUCUGGCGACCCAAGCAAGAGAGGUGGAUACAUGCCUAGGAAUGGCAUGAACGCCAGUGUUGGCCCUCGAAGUGCAUCUGCUUUGGGACAGGCUCCUUCUUUGGGCAUCAGCGAUGACGAACUUACACCUAUUGGAGUUGCCCGGACUACAACCAACGGGAGCAUGGGCUCCGUUUCUUCGUUCAAUUCCAAAAUGCGACCGGCAUCUAGGACGGCAUCCAGGCCGAACGAUGAUGAAGCCGAUCGAUUACGAGGACAGUUAGAAGAGCGAGACAGACAACUCAAAGAACAAGCCUCGGCUCUAGCAGAGAUGGAGAGCAGUUUAGCUGAGGUCCAGACAUUGAUGGGUAACCCAGAAGGGAUACCCAGGCAACACAGAGGUAGCAUGGAGGACAAAGAUGCUACUCAAUUGCGAGCAGUGCUCAGGGAAAAGAAUGAGAAAAUUGCCAUGUUGACCGCGGAGUUUGAUGCCCACCGAGCAGAUUUCCGAAGCACUAUCGAUACCCUCGAGCUAGCAAGCACCGAGACCGAACGCGUAUACGAAAAACGAGUGGAGGAUCUUCUGCAGGAUAUUAGAGAAUUGCAGGAGCGUGGGGAAGAUGUCGACAGCGUAGCACGACAGCUAAAGCAACUAGAGGAACUUGUUCAAGAGUUAGAAGAAGGUCUUGAGGACGCUCGCCGAGGUGAAGCAGAAGCUAGAGGAGAGGUUGAGUUCCUGCGUGGAGAAGUUGAGCGUACACGGUCAGAGUUGCGCCGCGAGCGAGAAAAGGCUGCGGCAUCUUUGAGUGGAGGCGCAAACGGAGACGCUGGAUCCGCGUCCAAGGAGGUUGAACAACGAGAUGAUGAGAUUCGGGGCUUGAAAGCCAUCAUACACUCUUUGAGCCGGGAUGCCGUACCAGAUGUGGGAAGUGCAAUCUUAGACCUUCAGAAAACCCCAACCCAGAGACAAGAAAGUUUCACGCGAAAUCGACAUGCUAGUAACGGAGAUCCCAUGGAGGAGCGAUUGGCUCGGGAGAAAAUCGAACGUGAACUCUUGGAUCUUCGUUCGGUCAUCGAGUCUAAGAAUAAUCGAGAAGAGGAGCUUGAGCGUGAGGUAGAGCGACUUCGCAGAGGAAGUGCUAGUGAUCCGGCCAGUCAACGUGCGAGCGGAAUUACUGUCGGCAGCUCUGGAACGGUCACUCACGACCGAGACUCCAAGGGAACAGUUGUCAGUUGGAGGGAUCGAGAACUGCCAAGGUCCCCCGAGACUCACAGACGUGCGAAUACGCUUGAGACAAUGCCAGAGAGUGAUGCCUACUCGUCAGCAAAUGAGAGCUUCUGCGAGCUUUGUGAAACAUCCGGUCAUGAUAUCUUAACAUGUACGAACAUGUUCACCCCUAGUGGCACUCAAAGGGAGCCUUCACAGCAGCGGACGGGCAAGGAUGUUGUUAAAGAGGGACUGAAAGGGCUGUCUCCACCGGCCCCCGACUACAAACCAGCACCCUUGUCGCCAAUCAAGAAAUCACCUCGUCCUACAGCUAUUACACCAGUGAGGAUCAUUCCGAAUCCCAUGGAGUCUGGCCCUGUUGCAGGCAAAGAGAGUGGAGUAGUGAACAUGGAUAAAUGGUGUGGAGUAUGUGAGAGAGAAGGCCAUGAAAGCAUUGAUUGUCCUUUUGAAGACGCGUUCUAA
Molecule: messenger RNA, 2439 nt
Organism: Lachnellula hyalina
Lineage: Eukaryota; Fungi; Ascomycota; Leotiomycetes; Helotiales; Lachnaceae
Gene: tip1
Product: Tip elongation protein
Exons: 2
Coding region: 1-2439 (812 amino acids)
Source: RefSeq, a predicted model, not a curated record